UCACGUACAUUUCCGAUUCAAGGAGGAGAGACAGAUAUUACCCUUUCAUUCCAGCCAAUAAGACGGGGCGAUAGGCUUUACUAAGAUUUUCAGAGUUGUUGUACAGGACCACAGAGUAGGCUGACUGUCUGAACUUCCAGGUAACAGCAAACAAGGACACAUCUUGCCGACGCAAGCCUCUGACACUCAGGUCUUCUCCUGCUCUAGCCCUUGAGGCCUCUCCCUCAGGCUUCGAUGCCCACACUGUUUGAAGCUGGUGGAAAGACACAGGUAUGAGUAACAGUGGGACCAAAGAGCCGUCUCCCCAGCCAGGCACUGCCCAGUCACCUCCCGAGCCUCAGCGCAGGGGAAGGGGCCGGCCAAGGAAACAGCAGCAGGAACCUGUUGGACCUCCAACUCCAAAGCGGCCCAGAGGACGACCCAAAGGGAGCAAGAACAAGGGUCCCCGAGCUGCACUGAAGAAAGCAGAGCCAGUUGGGGAGAGACGACCACGUGGGCGACCAAGGAAAUGGCCGCAGAAAGUAGUUCAAGAGGUAACUGAAGAGCAGCAGGGCCCUUCAGAAGAGGCUGAGGAGGGUCCGUCACACUCUGAGGCCUCGUCAUCUCAGGUUCCAGCGCAGGAGCAAGGGGAGUAGAUAGGGUGCCUCUCUACCUACCUCAAGGCUUGGCCUCAAACAAAGAGGGGUACAGUCUGACCCCAAUCUAUUUUGGGGAUUCAGGAGCACGAAAAAAAAAUCAAAACAAACAAACAAACAAACAAAAAACAAAACAAACAUCAUCACAGUGGUUUCUUCUCUGUACAAAAAUCAUGGGAUACUGUAAUUUGGGUUUGUUGGUUCACCUCAGUAGUUUGUUGAAUGAUUGACAAAGCUUUGUUGUUUGAACAUUGAAUAAUUUGGCAUAUGGACAGGGCUCUUAAGAAUGUCUGCUUUACUCAACUUCUGGGCGUGCGUGUGCAUGUGUGUGUGGUUGCGUGCGUGUGUGUGUGCGUGCGUUUAUGUCAGUGUGGUGUUUGUGUGGAGAAGGGUUGGGAUCAUGGGUUAAAACGAAGGGAACUGAGGUAAAAAGGAACCAAACUGAACCAACAUCCAUUGAACAACAUUUCUAAAUCAACUGUUGUGAUCCCACAUAUCAAAUGGGAGCAAGUCGGUGACAUUUUUUAGCAAUGUUACAAUAUUUACAGUGUGUGCUGAAGUCAUUAUCAUGAACAUAGAUGUGAAAAGUUUGAUUCCAAAAUGCCAUAUUCAUUAUAGGGACAACAAUGUUACGAUGUUAUUUGCAUACAAUUACAGUGUCAGUGUAAACAAGGAUAUUUAGAUAGCUGAGAAGCUUGAUGAUAUUCCUUUACAGCUUUUUUAAAAAUGUAUUUUUCGCCUUCCUCUACUCUUAGUGUGUAGUCAACAACAGUGUUGACGUGUCAUCUUACUGCACUCAGGAUUUUACUGUUACAUUGCUUUUACACAAUAUUGAAACCUCAGGUACAAAACAAUUCAGGAACAUGUUGUCAGUCUACUCGGUUAUGAUUAUUGUGCUAUGUUUGUUGUGGAUUUCUGAUCUGUAUUUGACAUUAACAGUAUGCCUUGACACAAAGACCUCAUUUAGACCUCAGUUACCCUCUUUGUCUCUCACUCUACCUCAGUAACACAAAGGACAGAAGAUCUCCAACGAAGCGCUUGUCCGCUCCCUCAACAGUAACACACACAUUUAAGACACACACAGACACACCAACACAGGCAGGGAAAGAGUUGUAGUGCAUGCAAGCCUCCAUACAGACACACACACGGAUCUUGCAGACAGUUGCAGCAAGCUCGACUCCUAUCAGUGUACAAAUAAGAAUGUCAGUGUCAACACUUUACAAACCUGAAAUGAGACUUGGUUUAUUAUCCUGGGCGACAGUUCAGCCAAU
This is a messenger RNA of Myripristis murdjan (pinecone soldierfish), 1906 nucleotides long. RefSeq names its product high mobility group protein HMGI-C. The record is from RefSeq and is a predicted model, not a curated record. NCBI's taxonomy places the organism in Eukaryota, Metazoa, Chordata, Actinopteri, Holocentriformes, Holocentridae. Bases 273 to 635 code for a protein of 120 amino acids. Gene Ontology annotation, biological process: regulation of DNA-templated transcription. Gene Ontology annotation, molecular function: DNA binding; transcription coregulator activity. Gene Ontology annotation, cellular component: chromatin; nucleus. The transcript is spliced from 6 exons.